GGGUUUAAGUAUUCAUUUCAUUACACUGUGAAGCAUUAUUGUUGAAAGCUGACUUCUCAGAUCCUUCCUUGAAAUGAAAGCGGGCGUGCUCCACUGUCGAUGUGCCAAAUGUUUCUCUCUGCCUCUCCGGAAGCGGGUGCGAAAGCGUGCGUCUGCCGUCACGCUGCUGUCCCUUCCUGAAGAGCUGCUCCUGUGUGUCCUCCAGUGCCUCUCCGCUGAGGAUCUCCUCGCCGUCAGAGCUGUUCAUUCUCAUCUUCGUGACGUUAUCGAUAGUAACUCGAGUGUCUGGGCUCGAGUGAGUUUCAAAGACCGCUGGCCGGUCCCGGAUACCGUUUGGCUCUUUGAGAGGGCUGCGGAGAAAGGGAACUUUGAAGCUGCUGCGAAACUAGGAAUUGCGUAUUUGUACAAUGAAGGGCCUUCGCUCAGUGAGGAGGGACGUGCCGAUCUGUGCGGCCGCAUGGCAUCCCGGUACUUCAGCCUGGCCGAGAGCCUCCGGUCCCCACUGGCCGAGCCCUUCAUCUGGCUGUUCAUCCGGCCGCCGUGGUCCAUGUCUGGAGGCUGCUGUAAGGCUGUGGUGUACGACCGACUCGAAGCCGAGUGUGAGACCAACCUGGGCCGGAGAGGGACGUUACUGUACUGUCUGGCUAGAGUCCUUCGGCUGUUUGAUGAUGAGGAGAAGCGUGACGAGGCCACGGCCAUGCUGAAGGAGUCUGCGCGUUGCGGGAACGUGCAGAGCUCGUAUCUGCUGUGGGAAAUGAACCGCGGGACGUCGACGGCUGACCCCGGCAGGUAUCUGCAGUGCAUGCGCACGCUCAGGGACUACGCUGCCAAAGGAUGCUGGGAAGCUCAGCUGGCAUUCGCGAAGUCAUGUGGCACCACAAACCCUCUGAGUCUGGAGCCGCGGGCCUGUGCUGAACUCGUGGCCCAGUUCUUCCACUCCGGACCGUCACCCCUGAGAUACCCGCAGAACCUGCAGGGACAGGACAUCACCACUAAGAGUUUCGGUCAAGAUGUGCCCAAAGACUACAGACACGUGUCUCUGACCGGAGUCAAGCAGAGGUUUGAGGACGACGUAUACCAGCAGAUUAGCAGAGACGCGGUCAUGGGCUUUAAGGAGCUCUGUCAGGUGCUGGAGGUCCCAGAGGUGGAGCCGCAGGUGGAGGCGCCCAGCGCUAGCAGCCAGCUAGCAGAGAUGCACACCUUCCUGUCCUCUCCCGCCAGCAACAGCAAGAGGAGGCGAGAGGACAGCAUGCAGGCGCACCGGGGCAGCUUCCUGGCCACGCCCACAGCCGAGCUGUCCACUCAGGAGGAGAUGCUGCUGGGAGACAUCCUGGACUGGAGCCUGGACACUUCCUGCUCCGGCUACGAGGGCGACCGGGAGAGUGAGGGCGAGAAGGACAGGGAAAUAUCGGCUAUGGAGGUGCAGAUGGAGCCUGCGGUCGAGUGCGCUGACAGACAGACGCAUUGUUGCGCGCUCUCCAGCGAUGACGACAGCCUUUGUGAAGAGCACACUGAGGAGGAGGCGACGGGACCCUGGAAACACCACCUAUCCUCCUCCUCCUCGAGCACCUUUUGCACAGACCGCCGCAGCUUGGGCUACUCGUCCAUCCAAAGCGUUCCCAGUCCGUCUGUCUCUUCCUCUCUGGUCUCUCCCCAAAAUCCCGCCGGUUUCCUUCUCCUGCUGCCACCCGCGCAAAGGACUCGCCGACAGGUGAAGAGGAAAAACACGGCGGCGCACAGCGGAGGAGAGGCGGAGCGCGACGAGGACGCUGCCAACGUGGCCUUUCUUAGCCUCUGAUUGAUGUACAGGAAGCUGUCAUCCCUUAACGCAUCACUUCCUGGCCGCCCGCCAGGAGCACUUUGGUUCACGGGUGCUAAUGGUCUUUAUCUCAGAGCAGGGAGAGUGAGAUAAAGCGGCUGAAAUGUCCAUUUCUGAGCUUUAAAUGCGAUUAGAAGAACAAAGGUCAUGUUUUUUCCUCCCAUAAUGCAUUUCACUUCGGCUCCCGAUGGCGGGUGCGCCUUCGCCCGACUGUUUCUGUUGACAAGCAAUGGGAUAAUGCCUAAAAUGUGUUCAAAUCACUGGAACUGUCGCUGUUUUUUAAGUCUUGUGUACGUUGUGUUACGUCUUCGUAUUUAAAAUUCCGGACUGUUUACAGAAAAUGACUUAUAGUUUAUCAAAUAUGUUUUUUACGAAGUUACAUGCAGCUAUGGAGAAAACCCACUCAGUCCAUGAAGUUUCAUGCUGAUAAAUGCACUGUCCGAACAAAACAGGUUUGUUUACGCAGAUGUUUCUCGUCACGUAUUUUGAUUAUUUAUCUGGAACUGGACCGAUCGACUCCAGUGUUUUUGUAUUUGCGCAUUGCUUUGCGUUCGCCACAAAUCUUCUGCCAAAGUUCUUGCAUUAACAAUUUUCUUACUGUUUUUCUGCUUGAUACAACUGAUGUUUUGACCUGUGAAACCUAUGGAAGCUUGUUUCCGACACUGAAUUA
This is a messenger RNA of Sinocyclocheilus rhinocerous, 2489 nucleotides long. Its product is annotated as cyclin-F-like. The transcript is spliced from 13 exons. Gene Ontology annotation, molecular function: protein binding. NCBI's taxonomy places the organism in Eukaryota, Metazoa, Chordata, Actinopteri, Cypriniformes, Cyprinidae. The record is from RefSeq and is a predicted model, not a curated record. The coding region runs from base 74 to 1798 and encodes 574 amino acids.